CAUGUGCCAUGGUCACGCGCAUUGAAUGAGGAAGUCAUCCCCUGUAGAAAGAGUCUUUGAAGAUAAGAAUGGCAGCUGUGUCCACAGAGAAAAGUGAUGCCAGAGGAGAUGACAUCCUGAAGUUGCAGUUUGCCCCUUUUAGCAGUGCCUUGGAUGCAGGCUUCUGGCAUGAACUAACCCAGAAAAAACUCAAUGACUAUGGACUGGAUGAGAGUCCAAAAAGUAUUAAAGGACACUACUUCAAUGGGGAUCCUUCUGGACUGCCCACCCGACUAUCUUUGGAAUUCAAUGCAUUUGAUGUAGAUGGCCCAACUCCAGCACGCUGCUGCCCAGCAAUUGGUACUCUGUACAACACAAACACUUUGGAAUCCUUUAAGACUUGUGAUAAGAAAGCACUGUUGGAGAAAGCAGCACAAGAGAUUUGGGACGCGAUACAGUCUGGUAUUGUGCUUGAAACACCUUCCCUUUUAAACAAAUUUCUACUUCUGACUUUUGCAGAUUUAAAGAAGUAUCGUUUCUAUUACUGGUUUUGUUUUCCGGCCUUGUGCUUUUCGGAAGGGAUUCACAUGGUUCAACAGCCCGUUAUCCUUGAAGAAAAGUUCUCUUCAGGACAGAUUAAAAAAUUACAAGAAGCCUACGAGGAUCUUUGCCAUACGAAUGGAGCUGCUGCACUUCCAUACUUCCUAAUAAAGUUUAUGGAUGAUUCAGUUUCACUGUCUCCUCUAGGAAAGUGGAAUGACUUCUUCAAAGAUCAAAAAAAGGUAACAGUUGGUGUCUAUGAUCCUUGCACCUUGUCCCAGUAUCCUGGAUGGCCCUUGAGGAACCUCCUCAUUCUUGUGGCCUGCAAAUGGGGUGAUGAUCUUGAUUCAAUUGAAGUACUCUGCUUCAGAGACAGGACCAUGCAAGGAGUGAGAACUACUAAGCACAGCAUCUUCUUUGAAUUAAAGCUCCCCAAGCUAACUGCCGGCUCAGAGUGCCCAAAAAGUGUUGGUUGGGAGAAAAACCAAAAGGGAAGCAUGGGACCAAGAAUGGUGAAUCUCAGUGAAUGCAUGGAUCCUAAAAGACUGGCAGAGUCAUCAGUUGAUUUAAACCUGAAACUGAUGCGGUGGAGAUUGGUUCCUUCUCUUGACCUGGAGAAAGUUGUUUCAAUCAAAUGUCUUCUUCUUGGAGCGGGCACCCUGGGCUGCAAUGUUGCAAGGACCUUGAUGGGUUGGGGGGUAAGACACAUCACUUUCGUGGACAACGCAAAGAUCUCUUACUCAAAUCCAGUGCGUCAGCCUCUGUAUGAAUUUGAAGAUUGCCUAAGUGGUGGAAAAUCUAAAGCUCUUGCAGCAGUGGAAAGAUUAAAUAAAAUCUUCCCUGGAGUGAAUGCAGAGGGUUUUAACAUGAGUAUUCCCAUGCCUGGUCACCCAGUGAAUUUCUCAGAGGUAACGAUGGACCAAGCUUGCAAGGAUGUAGAACAACUCGAGAAACUCAUCUCUUCUCAUGACGUUGUUUUCCUGCUAAUGGACACUCGAGAGAGUCGAUGGCUUCCCACUGUCAUCGCAGCCAGCCAGCAGAAGCUGAUUAUUAAUGCAGCCCUCGGGUUUGAUACCUUUGUUGUUAUGAGGCAUGGCCUUAAAAAGUCUAAAGAGCAAGAAUGGAGUGGCUCGGCUGGUGCUGCUGGCUCCUGCAGUGCAGUAUCUGCGCCAGGGACCUCGCUCUUUUCCAACAUCCCUGGACACAAGCUGGGCUGCUAUUUCUGCAAUGAUGUGGUGGCACCUGGGGAUUCAACCAGAGACCGCACUUUGGACCAACAGUGCACUGUGAGCCGACCAGGUUUAGCCAUGAUUGCUGGCGCUCUUGCGGUGGAGUUGAUGGUGUCUAUAUUGCAGCAUUCAGAGGGAGGUUAUGCAGUAGCUAGCAGCAGUGAUGACAGAAUGAACGAACCUCCAACCUCUCUGGGGCUGGUUCCUCAUCAGAUCAGAGGAUUUUUGUCAAGAUUUGACAACGUGCUCCCUGCCAGUUUGGCUUUUGACAAGUGCACAGCUUGCUCACCUAUAGUUCUUGAUCAUUAUGAAAGAGAAGGGUUCCAGUUCCUGGCAAAGGUGUUUAACUCGUCGCAUUCCUUUUUGGAGGACCUGACCGGGCUGACGCUGCUUCACCAGGAGACUCAAGCAGCAGAGAUCUGGGAUAUGAGCGACGAUGAAAGCAUCUGAGGUAGAGGAUGACGUCAGUAAGGUGGAGCUGUACUGUGUUCUUCAUCCCUGUUUAGCAACAUACAAAACCAAGAUAUUGACCGGGCAUAAGCAGCACCACUUGAACUGCCAUCGAAAUCUCAUUGCAGCUCUGUAGUUUCCAUUUUUCAAUUGCUGUCUUAUUUUGACUCUGAUUUACUAAGCAAUACAAAACUGGGAAACACCUCAAAAGCAGAUGGGAGUUUGCCAUUUAUUUCUAGUCUUGAAACAGUUUGUGUUUACCUUUCGGAAAGUCACCAAAGCUUUCAUUUAAUGGGCAUACCGUGUUUCUUUUAUAAAUGCGCACGUAAAAGCCGUUAAGGGUGGGUUCAUCUCAGGUGACAUGAAUGUGAUGCCAAGACAUUUGUCUAUUUUUGUUUUACUUCAAAUGAAUUACGUUAGCAUCCUGGAGAUAGACAGUCCUUCCACUUAAUUAACACCUGGUAUCUGAUGUCAACCCGCUUUCAACAGUCAGGACGUUGUAAAAAACACAGCUGUUGGAAUGUGUAAGUGUGGUACUGUGAGCGGAACCUAUAGGUCUUUCACCCUUUAAUUUACAAUGGUGCAUGAAGUUGUUUUUUUGGAACAGAUUAAAAAGGUUAAACGUAAACAACUAUUGAAGUGACUUUAAAAACAUGGUAAUAAAGCAAUAAAAGAACAUGUAUAAAUGUAGAUAUUUGUCUAAAAAGAGAGAUGUUUUCUUCCUCGUACAGUCUACAAUAUUACAUUUUUUUUAUCAGUUUUGUAAUACAUCAUUUUUUUCUGUUUUCUUUGUUGGAUGGAAACUUUAUUUUUUGCUUUGCUUCUCAUUAUUUACUUUCGAUGAAUUAAAUGCAAAAUGUUAAACUAAGUUUGUGGCAGUGAGCAUGUAGAGUACAAGUAUGCUUUCAAAAGUAGAAUAAAACAUUCUUAAUAAUUUCUAUAUUAGAACUGUACUGUUUUAAUGUGUUCCAUUGCUAGUAUUAUGCUUAAUUGUGUACCUUUUUCCAGGCAUCAACAGCUUGUCUGUCUUUUGGGUCAAAAAUAAAAGUUGCAAAACAUAUACUAAUAAAAAAAUGCAUAACCAUUCCACUUUUUUAUGAGGAUGUUUUUAAACACACUGCCAUUUAAAUAUGAAUCUUUCUGUCAAAUAAUGCUUCAUGCAGCAGGGACUGUAGGAGUUACCACAUCCUCAGGAAGCUUUGACCCAGACAAUGAAGGAAAUGUGUUUCCUUAGCAGCAGGAGAGUAAGCUUACUCUAACCAUGCAAAUUCAUGUAGUUUUCAAGAUGAAUAAGUCAGACAUGACAUUUGGUUGUUUUCUGCUUGUAGGUGCAUGGCUGCUCCAAAUAAGUAAUGAAUCUCAGUAAUGGAGUGGUUAACUUGUUAAUGGGGUUGUUUCUGAGCCAAACUCCAAAUAUGUGAAAUUCCAGUUUGGAGGAAAUAAAGUUUGACAUUGUGAACAAAAAUAAAAGUAUCCCCACAUGCUUAUUUAAUGGGGAAUGCCAUGCCUGAUCAAACAUGAAGAAAAAUCAACAGGUGAAAAAGAUUUGUAUCAUUGGUAUGUCCAGAUGUUGAAACAGUGUGGCAGUGAAAUGGUUAACGUCUACUAGAUACUACCUUAAAUGGAACCUCAGUGACAGAAUCAAAUAUAACUUGCACAGAAAACAUUCCAAAGAGUUUUGUGAGUAGGGCCUAGUAACUCAUGUACUGUCUGUACAGCAGAAACUUAGUCACAUGACCACGUUGUGACAUCUGUAUUAGGCCAAUGUCAUGGUUAUCAAUUAUUUUUUCUUGAAAAAACAUACAAAUUAUCAUCGCAGACAACUAAAAGUUCAUGAUUUAUUUUCUGGCACAGCGUGUACCACCCUCAAGAAUGAUGAUGCAAUACAGUUGCAACAGUAUAGUAAAAGCUUGCAGAUGGCAUUUAUUAUGGGAAUUAGAGGGAGAAAAUGUAGCUUAUGUUUUUGGGGUUUUUUUUGGGUGUACUGCUAAGGAAGGAACUUUGGCAGCUUUGACCCUUUCCCAAGUUAAGCUGAAGCCAGGUAAGAAACUGUUGAUUUGAAGACUGUGAUCAUCUCCAGCCUGGUACAAUAUCCAGUUUGCUCUUAUCUUGUCAUGUGAGCAAAUCUGAUUGGUUGACGGUGACGAAACUGGCAUACUGGUUGUCUUGUUACUUGGUUCAAUAAUAUGACAAACACAGAAAUAUACAAAUAACACAAAAUUGUGGUUUAAGAGCACUUUAUUGUUCAUUGAGGCUACUUUUAAGUACAAAAAAGGUGGCCUGCCAAAACCUUUUUAUUCAGGAGAAACAAGGCCACAAAAGGAGGGAUAUAAUACAGAAUUACAGUUUCCGAUAUUUAGAAGUACACUGUAGAUGCUCCUUCCAUGUGAACACAAUUCUAAACGGUUUGGGGUUUCAGUUUACAUUUUUCCAAAAAGCACACAUGCCUGGCUGUGCAGUUCAGUUAUUUAAAUAAAAGUAUAAUUAAUCCCAGACAGACCAGGUAAGUGUGGUGAUCUCAGUGUGACAGUUACCUAUCUCAGACAGGUAAACCUGAAAAUGUGUGGAUAUUUUUGUUCAAUUAUCUCAUACACAAGAGGCAACUGUCCACAGAACAGCAUCUUCAGUGUUUAAUAUUCUACUGUUACAAUGCUCAGUAGCCUUUAGCAAUAAUAAACUAGGGGCUAUUAAUGCUAAUGCAGUGUUCUCAUAGAAUAACUGUGUUCCUGCACUUUUUUUAAACCUUAUUACAGACUAAUCUAAAAAAAAAAAAAAAAAAAAAGAUCAACUUUUUUUCUCCAAACAAAAAACAAACCUGCAUGAUUACAAUAAAAAGGACAGGGAAAAAUUAAAUAGCUACAUAUCAUUAACAAAUUAAUUGUUCCUCAAAAAAUACCUACGGAUUUUUUUCUGUACAUUCUUUACGCGCAGCGUAAUGAUGGUCUUAAAGUUACUAUAUAAAAAAAGUGUAUAUUUUUAUUAUUUAGUGAUUUUCCUACAGGGAGUAGGAUACUGAGUGCCAAAGCAGAAAAGAAUAUGAAAUACCAAAUAAAAUGGUAGUGAAAUGUAUAUGUGAUUCGCUUUCCCAGUAUAGAACAAUUUCCAAUGGUAGAAACCUGUGGGUCAAGCUCAUGUUGUGUCUUUUUUUUCUUCAAGAUGUUUGUUUGAAUUUACAGUAUCAAAGUAUUUUGCAUUGUACCUUAGAAUAAAUGUAAAGACUAUACUGUAUAUCAAUUAUUUUAUAGCUGUCUCACAACUAGAUACCUUUAUUACUAUUUUUUUUUUAACAAAAUCUGAUUUAGUGCUUUACAAGGUAACUGUUUAAAAGUCCAAAAAUAAACCGAAUUGGGAUGACGGAAUGCAUGGGCGUAUGUAUGACUUCUAGAAAAGACACAAAUGUAAGAAGAUAAGUCGUUCAGUAAAAGCACAGCUGUGUUAUUUAUGACUGCCUCUAUCAUCCUAAUUUCUAGUUAGUAGCUAUCAGUACAGCACAAAUAAUAUAAAGUAAUGGAAUACCUGUACAAUGUUCUCUAACGGAGGAAUGUAUGCUGCCUUGGCACAGGUCGAUAAGUUUAAAAAAAAAUCAAAAUAAUAAUUUCACGAGCUGUAAAAAAUCUGUUACACAGCCCAGAUGUUUGUAAGGUAGAAGUUUGAGCUUUUAAAACAGUUUGAUUGCACAGACAUGUUUUUAGGGAGUAUGUCCUCUUGUAGUCAGACUGGGCUGCCGUUGUUAAGAAUUACCUUUUUUUAUUCAGUCAUGCACAAAGCUAUAUCAUCCUGUACCACGGAUUAACAUUGUAUAGCUCUAACUGUUUAUAUAGAAUGCCUGUCCGGAGGCUGUCCUCUGUUGCUGGUUUUUACCAUAAUGAAUAUAAAAUAAAAAAUAUUGGAGUACAACUGUACCAGCAGUAAGUUUAUCUAGAACCAUUACUGACAAACUAAUCUGAAAGAAAGCUAAUAGUAUUAAGAUUCAUAAUGUCUAUACAUUAAUAGAUACCAGCUAUUUAAAACAUGCAUCUUUUAGCACUACAAACCUCAGCUCUAUUCUAGCAAACUGCAUUGUUUAGCACACAAGUAGAAAAAAAAAAAAAAAAUGCCCAUGUUUUGAAAAUAAUGCAGUCCAGUUGUAAGCACCAAGCAUAUAAACUAGUCCAAAGACAGAGAGAUAGAAAGGUCUGUAACCUGUAUGAGACUUUCCCUUGCAAAAGCUAGUUUUGCUUUCGUGUAGAACGAUGCAGCAUCACCUAACCAUUAUUGUCAGCAGUUUGCCCUCAAAAUACAAAGAAAACAAGUAUAUCUGAUGUGAAUUUGACAAACAACCCCUACCCAUCUUCCAAUAGUGCAAAUCAGACCUGGCCACUCUUUUCAAGUAAAAACAUACAACAUUAUAUAACAGAAGAAAA
Messenger RNA from Polyodon spathula (Mississippi paddlefish), 6601 nucleotides. RefSeq names its product ATG7 autophagy related 7 homolog (S. cerevisiae) (gene atg7). The transcript has 19 exons. The record is from RefSeq and is a predicted model, not a curated record. Gene Ontology annotation, cellular component: phagophore assembly site; cytoplasm. Gene Ontology annotation, molecular function: Atg8 activating enzyme activity; Atg12 activating enzyme activity. Lineage: Eukaryota; Metazoa; Chordata; Actinopteri; Acipenseriformes; Polyodontidae. Bases 69 to 2198 code for a protein of 709 amino acids. Gene Ontology annotation, biological process: autophagy of mitochondrion; C-terminal protein lipidation; autophagosome assembly.